AUGGUUAACUGGAAAGAACCCGGUACCUUCGACCGUCUCAUCGGUGCCCUGCUUGCUGCCCAUCCCGAACUGAAGCCUGACUACCAUGCUAUCGCCAGAAUGUUUGGACGUGGCGCAACCUACAAUGCUGUCGAGGGCCAGUUCCGCAAAUUCCGUGAAAUGGCAAAGGCCCUGGCUGCAGAAUCCCAGGGAAAUGGUUUUCAGGCUUCUCCGCGUCCCAGAUCUGUUGCCCGUGGCUCUCGCACCCAGGCCGCCGGGGUCAAAAAGCCCGUUGCAAAGCCCAAAAAAUCUCUCAAGGCCAAAAACUUGAAAGCCUCAGGCAAGUUCAAUACUAAUGGAUCGCUUGGUCAGUCGCUGCUGGGUGCAAUCAAUAUUAACAACAGUGAUGAAGAAGAUGACCACAUUUCUAUCAAGAGUGAGACUGCCUUUGCGAAUGAUGAUGCCGUCAAUGUCAAGGACGAAGAAACUACUAUGCAAAAUCCUAUUUCCGACUCGGAGAAGAUCGGUAGUUGCAAGAAUGGCUACGAAGCUGCACUUCGAGGAUCGAAUGUUGCUGAAUCCGAGGACGAAGACUUUUCUGAAUAUGCAUAG
Messenger RNA from Talaromyces proteolyticus, 591 nucleotides. RefSeq lists its product as uncharacterized. The transcript has 2 exons. Bases 1 to 591 code for a protein of 196 amino acids. NCBI's taxonomy places the organism in Eukaryota, Fungi, Ascomycota, Eurotiomycetes, Eurotiales, Trichocomaceae. The record is from RefSeq and is a predicted model, not a curated record.